AAGCGGAAGCGGCAGGGCGGAGCCAGCCGCAGCAGAACUUCCGCUGGGCUCGGCUCCGCCCCCUCGGGGGCUCCCCGAACGACUGUGGGCUCCACCCCUAUUCUUUGACGGCCCCCACGCGCGAGGGCGCGCCCUGCGCCCUCCGCCCCCCGCCCCGCAGCGCACCCCAUCCCAAGCUCUUGGUGUACCCGACGUCUGCCCGCCUCUGCUCCCGCAGCGAGCCCCACCUCUCCGCCUCCGUCACUCCUUGCGUACCUCACCGCGUGCCCCACCCCAAACCCCCAGAGUACGCACCCCUCCCCGCCUCCCUAACCCCAGCGUACCCCACCCUUCCCCGCCCCCUACACCAAGCGUACCCGGCCCCUCCCCCACCUCUCUACCCCCCCCCCCCCCCCCCACGUACCCUGCUCCUCCACCAGUGACUGCUGCCUCCCUAAUGGUCCCCCGCUCCCGACCUUCUAAGCUGUGCCCUUCUGACCCCUGCCCUGAUCCCCCCCACACACCUCAGCCCACUCCGUGGUCCCCGCAGAGCCCCUGAAGGGUAGAGGGCCAGCCUUGGGGUGUGGUCCGGGCGGAGUCAAGGUGAGGUCACAGCGGGUGGGAGGAAGGAGGCAGGGAGAGCUGUGGGGCCCUUCGUUCUGCGGUCGUUCCUGGUCUUCUCUGUAGGUCCCCAGAGGUCGGCUGUCGGCUGGGGGCACAUACCCCCCCCCCCCCCACUGGGCUGGAGCCAAGGUGGGAAACCUGGGUGCCGGGAGAGGGGACAGGCAGGGCACUGUAGCUGCUCCAGCCAGUAGCAUGUGGGGGUGGGGGGGGGAAUGGCAGGAGGAGCUGAGGGACCCAGGUCACCCACUAGCCUGAGGCCUACCCAGCACUGUCUGGCUGGUGGUGGUGGGAAGGUGAGCCCAGCAGAGCCUGAUGCUUCCUCCAUCUGCUUGGGGGCCCAGGGAGCCCGGGAGGUGCAGACAAGCAGGCCGAGGGGCUGGACAUGGACAGCCGGAAGCAUUUGGCUAAUGCCUCGCUGGGGAAGAAGUCGGGGCUGCCGCUGCCCCAAGAGCUCGGGCAGCCCCCUCCCCCUGUGAGUGCGACCACGGCUUGGGGCCAGCCCGGCGCCCAGAGCGGAGGGCAACAGGUACUGCAGACUCAGGACUGGGUGUGCCAGCCGGCCGAGAGCGGGCGCCAGAGCCACCGCUGGAGCGUCAGCAUCGACGAGCGCCGGCGACUGGCCGUGCAGGGCGGCCGGGAGAGGCCGGGGACCGCCGGGCCCCCCUCCCACUCCAGGGACCUCUCGCGGCUCGUGGCCCAGCUGGUGUCCGAGGACGUGGACAAGGACGUGCUCCUCCCCCACGCUCCGAGGCCCUCGGAGGCCGCCAACGCCUUCCAAGCCUUCCUGGCCCCGAGCGCGCCCUUCUGGCAGACCGUGACUUUGGAGGCGCAGAUGGUCUCCAGCCUUUGCCCCAUCGGUAAUCUGACGUCGUGCCCCGUGCUGCUUCAGACUUAUUCCAGAAUGCUGUGA
Molecule: messenger RNA, 1513 nt
Organism: Prionailurus viverrinus (fishing cat)
Lineage: Eukaryota; Metazoa; Chordata; Mammalia; Carnivora; Felidae
Gene: TEX22
Product: testis expressed 22
Exons: 4
Coding region: 986-1513 (175 amino acids)
Source: RefSeq, a predicted model, not a curated record